Messenger RNA from Populus trichocarpa (black cottonwood), 1509 nucleotides. RefSeq names its product pentatricopeptide repeat-containing protein At4g21065. The transcript is spliced from 2 exons. The record is from RefSeq and is a predicted model, not a curated record. Bases 1 to 1509 code for a protein of 502 amino acids. Lineage: Eukaryota; Viridiplantae; Streptophyta; Magnoliopsida; Malpighiales; Salicaceae. Gene Ontology annotation, biological process: RNA modification. Gene Ontology annotation, molecular function: protein binding; RNA binding.
AUGAUCAUUAACUACCUUUGCCGCUUAAAAUCGAACUUGAAGGCCCUGCAAUUGGGUUCCUUUCGUUCACGUAUUUCAACCAUAAAUACUGUUUCCAUAUCAAAGGAAGAAACUGUCAUAUCCUUUUUGAAGAACUGCUCUUGUAUGAAAGAUUUGAAGCAAAUUCAUGCCCGUGUAAUCCAACUUGGCUUUGAGCAGAACCGUUUUGUUGUAGGCAAGGUCAUUGUGUUUUGUGCUGCUGCAGAGCAUGGAGAUAUGAACUAUGCUGUUUCAGUUUUUGAAAAGAUUGGUGACCCGGAUGCUUUUAUUUUUAAUACGAUGAUUAGGGGUUUUGGCAAGGCUAAUGACCCUCGAAAAGCUUUUGAUUACUAUAAAAGGAUGCAAGAGAGAGGUUUAGUGUCAGACAGCUUCACUUUCUCAUUCUUGCUUAAGGUUUGUGGCCAGUUAGGGUUGGUUUUGUUGGGGAGACUAAUGCAUUGCAGUACAUUGAAACGUGGGCUUAAUUCACAUGUCUUUGUUAGGAACACUCUUGUUCAUAUGUAUGGCACGUUUAAGGAUAUAGAAGCAUCCCGCCAACUGUUUGAAGAAAUUCCCAACCCAGAAUUAGUGGCAUGGAAUAUUAUAAUUGAUUGCCAUGUCUCUUGUGGUAAGUUCAAUGAAGCACUUGAAAUGUUCUCAAGGAUGUUGAAAUUCGGCAUAGAGCCUGACGAGGCCACAUUCGUUGUGAUCCUCUCCGCAUGUUCUGCAUUGGGUGCGUUAGAUUUUGGGAGAUGGGUUCAUUCUUGUAUUAGCAAUAUUGGUCAUGGGUGUAUUACAGAGGUUAAUAAUUCACUCCUUGAUAUGUAUGCGAAGUGUGGAGCACUUCAAGAAGCGUUUGAGAUAUUCAAUGGGAUGAACAAGAAGAAUACAGUAACAUGGAAUACGAUGAUUUUGGGACUAGCAAGUCAUGGCUAUGCAAAUGAGGCAUUGGCUCUCUUUUCCAAUAUGCUAGAACAAAAGCUCUGGGCACCAGAUGAUAUUACUUUCUUGGUGGUUUUGUCUGCUUGCAGCCAUGGAGGGAUGGUUGAUAAAGGAUGGAGAUUUUUUGAUAUUAUGAAGAAAGAGUACCAUAUCCAACCAACAAUAAAGCACUAUGGGUGCAUGGUGGAUAUUUUGGGUCGAGCUGGUUUCGUUGAGGAGGCUUAUCGAUUAAUAAGUAAUAUGCCAAUGCAGUGCAAUGCCAUUGUGUGGAGAACAUUGUUGGCUGCUUGUAGGUUGCACGGAAAUGUUGAACUUGGGAAGCAGGUUAGGAAACAGCUUUUGGAAUUGGAACCAGAUCACAGCAGUGACUAUGUUCUUCUUGCAAACACGUAUGCAAGUGCAGGACGGUGGAAUGAAGCUAUGAGAGUGAGAAAAACAAUGCACAAGAGGGGAGUUCAGAAACCUGAACCUGGUAAUAGCGUUGUGGGCAGGCAUCCCAGUUUGAGAUACUAUUCAGCUAAUUGCACUGUUGAUGCUCUUGCUAAAUAG